Messenger RNA from Neurospora tetrasperma FGSC 2508, 288 nucleotides. RefSeq lists its product as uncharacterized. The annotation marks the transcript as partial. The record is from RefSeq and is a predicted model, not a curated record. The transcript has a single exon. Lineage: Eukaryota; Fungi; Ascomycota; Sordariomycetes; Sordariales; Sordariaceae.
CGGAAGACGCCGGUCAACGAGGUGACGGAGCUGGUGGGAAUGGCGCUUCUGGCGAGGCCGAAGACGGUGCGGCGCAACAUAGAAGUAGAUCCCGAAGUGGUAUCGGCCGGGAAACUGCGGAACUCGGAGGUUUUAUUUGGGUCGCGGAGCUAUGCGCUUUUGGUGCAGUUGGUGGAGAGGCUCGUGUCGCUUUUGUUGAGAGGAGGAUUUGGCUUGUUGGUACGCACACAGUCGUGCAAGUAGGACAGUGGUGUUGAAUGAUGAUGGUCAGGAUCAACCAAAGCUUAG